This is a messenger RNA of Camellia sinensis, 819 nucleotides long. RefSeq names its product ankyrin repeat-containing protein BDA1-like. The record is from RefSeq and is a predicted model, not a curated record. Gene Ontology annotation, molecular function: protein binding. NCBI's taxonomy places the organism in Eukaryota, Viridiplantae, Streptophyta, Magnoliopsida, Ericales, Theaceae.
CAUUAUUCAAAGAACCCAUAAGGUAUAAAGUCAAAUUAAUCCAAAAAAAAAAUUAUAAAAAAUAUCAGGAAAAAUCUCAUCACAUCUUCCGUAUCUAUAUCUUUACCAAUAGGUUCGUUUUUUCUACGGUUAAAUCUUCCAUUGUUGUUGCUAAGUUCCUGUACAAUAAUGGAUAGAAGGUUAAUUGAAGCUGCCCAGAUGGGUAAUGUUGACCUUUUGUUCAAUUUGAUCAAAUAUGAUCCCCUAAUUCUACACUCUGUUUCAUUAGCAGAGGAAGAGACUCCAUUACACAUUGCUUCCAUGGCUGGCCACCUCAAUUUUGUACAACAAAUACUAAAAUUGAAGCCAGAAUUCGCCACGGAGCUCAACCAAGACGGUUUUAGUCCCCUCCAUAUUGCCUCGGCAAAUGGGUAUCUAGAGAUUGUUAAAGAGCUCUUGAGAGUGGAUCGUGAUAUGUGUGCGGUGAGGGGAAGAGAGAAGAGGAUACCCCUCCACUACGCGGUGAUCAAGGGUAGAAUUCAUGUUAUGAAGGAAUUGCUCGCUGCUAGCCCGGAUUCUGUUGAACACGUCACUGUUCGGGGAGAGACUGCCCUUCACCUUGCAGUCAAGAAGAAUCAAAUUGAAGGGUUGAGAGUGUUGGUGGAACAUAUCAAGGAAUUCAAGAAAGAGGGUGUUUUGAAUAUGAAGGAUGAACAUGGCAACACCAUCUUGCACCUAGCUAUCUCGGGAAAACAGUACGAGGUUGUCGACUUAUUACUUGGUGAACUUUCCGUUACUAGGGCAGUGAUGGAAGUGAAUUCCUUAAACAAGAAGCGAUGA